Truncatella angustata is the source of this 1251-nucleotide messenger RNA. RefSeq names its product phosphotransferase enzyme family protein. NCBI's taxonomy places the organism in Eukaryota, Fungi, Ascomycota, Sordariomycetes, Amphisphaeriales, Sporocadaceae. The record is from RefSeq and is a predicted model, not a curated record. The transcript is spliced from 2 exons. Gene Ontology annotation, biological process: protein phosphorylation. Gene Ontology annotation, molecular function: protein kinase activity. Bases 1 to 1116 code for a protein of 371 amino acids.
AUGGCCGGCCGUGUGAGACACCCCAUCGACGUCAAGGCGCUCGAGAGAUACAUCGAGGAGCACGUACCGGAGAUCAAGACGCCCUUGGAGGUGAAGCAGCAGUUUGGCUACGGCCAGUCCAACCCGACCUACCAACUGACCUCGCCUUCGGGCCACCGCUACGUCCUGCGUAAGAAACCGCCGGGCAAGCUCCUCUCCAAGGCAGCGCACAAGGUCGAGCGGGAACACCGCAUCAUCGCCGCCCUGUGGUCCACCGACGUGCCCGUGCCCAGGGCGUACUGCCUCUGCGAGGACGCGUCCGUGAUCGGGACGCCCUUCUACAUCAUGUCUUUCCUGGACGGGCGCAUCAUCGAGGACCCGGCCAUGCCGGAGGCCUCGUCGGGCGGCGAACGCGCGGCGCUCUGGAGGGCCGCCGUGGAGACGCUGGCCAAGUUCCACCGCGUCGACUUCAGGGGCGUCGGCUUGGGCAACUACGGCAAGAGCGACGGGUUCUACGACAGGCAGCUCGCGACGUGGAAGACCAUCUGCACGGCCCAGGCCGCCACCGAGGACGUCGAGACUAGGAAGCCCGUCGGACAGCUGCCGCACUUUGAUGGCUUCCUGAAAUUUUUUUCGGACAAGAUGAAGCAGCCCGCCGACCGCGGCACGCUGAUCCACGGGGACUACAAGAUUGACAACAUCGUAUUUCACAAGACGGAGCCGAGAGUGAUUGGUAUUCUGGACUGGGAAAUGUCGACCGUGGGACACCCGCUCAGCGACCUGGCGAAUAUGAUGAUCCCACUCUACACGGCGACCAUGAAGGGCGAAGCAAAAUACUCCUCCUCGCCCGCAUUUCUGCCGGGCGCUACGCCGGGAUUACCGACCCCGGAGGUGCUCAUGAAGUGGUAUGCAGACACGGCGGGCUGGGAUCCUAGGCCGGACAUAAACUGGGGCAUGUCGUUCGCCAUUUUCAGGUUAAGUGCCAUCUGCCAGGGCAUCGCCGCACGAGUUGCGCAGAGGCAGGCGAGCAGCGAGCAGGCAAAGAAACACUCAGAGGCGUUGGGCCCGCUGGCCGAGUUCGCAUGGGAACUGGUAGGGACGGAGAAAGACCAGGUCAGGCCGGCAGCCAAAUUGUAAGCAUUUCAUUGUUGCUAGAUUGAGCCUGCUAGAUUGAGCCUUGGAGUCAUGAUGUGUAAUUUACGCAAGCAUCAAUAGAAAGUAGGCAGCGCACUGCUCUUGAAAAUGUUGAGCAAUAGCCUCCUCAAGGCACAU